CUCCCUCUGGGGCAGUUUCCAGGUCCCCCGCAGCCCACGCAGUCCACGCCCGCCUCCCAGCCAUGCGCUCCAUCCAGCUCCUCAGCGCCUUCUGCCUCCUGGCGGUGGCCCUGGCGGCCGAGGUGAAGAAGCCCGCGGCGGCGGCAGCACCCGGCACCGCGGAGAAGCUGAGCCCCAAGGCGACCACGCUGGCCGAGCGCAGCGCCAACCUGGCCUUCAGCCUGUACCAGGCCAUGGCCAAGGACCAGGCGGUGGAGAACAUCCUGCUGUCGCCCGUGGUGGUGGCCUCCUCUCUGGGGCUCGUAUAGCAGGGCGGCAAGGCGGCCACGGCGUCGCAGGCCAAGGCGGUGCUGAGCGCCGAGCAGCUGCGCGAUGAGGAGGUGCACGCGGGCCUGGGCGAGCUGCUGCGCUCCCUGAGCAACUCCACGGCGCGCAACGUGACCUGGAAGCUGGGCAGCCGCCUGUACGGGCCCAGCUCGGUGAGCUUCGCCGACGACUUCGUGCGCAGCAGCAAGCAGCACUACAACUGCGAGCACUCCAAGAUCAACUUCCGCGACAAGCGCAGCGCCCUGCAGUCCAUCAACGAGUGGGCGGCGCAGACCACCGACGGCAAGCUGCCCGAGGUCACCAAGGACGUGGAGCGCACGGACGGCGCGCUGCUCGUCAACGCCAUGUUCUUCAAGCCACACUGGGAUGAGAAGUUCCACCACAAGAUGGUGGACAACCGCGGCUUCAUGGUGACCCGUUCCUACACCGUGGGUGUCACGAUGAUGCACCGGACAGGCCUCUACAACUACUACGACGACGAGAAGGAGAAGCUGCAGAUGGUGGAGAUGCCCUUGGCCCACAAGCUGUCCAGCCUCAUCAUCAUCAUGCCCCACCACGUGGAGCCGCUCGAGCGCCUGGAGAAGCUGCUGACCAAAGAGCAGCUGAAGACCUGGAUGGGGAAGAUGCAGAAGAAGGCAGUGGCCAUCUCCCUGCCCAAGGGCGUGGUGGAGGUGACCCAUGACCUGCAGAAACACCUGGCCGGGCUAGGCCUGACCGAGGCCAUGGACAAGAACAAGGCGGACCUGUCGCGCAUGUCGGGCAAGAAGGACCUGUACCUGGCCAGCGUGUUCCACGCCACCGCCUUCGAGUGGGACACGGACGGCAACCCCUUCGACCAGGACAUCUACGGGCGCGAGGAGCUGCGCAGCCCCAAGCUCUUCUACGCCGACCACCCCUUCAUCUUCCUGGUGCGCGACGCCCAGAGCGGCUCCCUGCUCUUCAUCGGGCGCCUGGUCCGGCCCAAGGGCGACAAGAUGCGGGACGAGUUGUAGGGCCCCCGGGUGGGCACGGGGUGGCAGGAGACGGCCACAGGCUCCUGAGACACAUGGGUGCUACUGGGGGGGUGGGCAGGGAGGGCCCAGCCUUGGGUGGUCCACGGGGUGGGGGUGGGAAGACAGAGACCCAGUUCCCUGCUGGAAUUCCCUACGCUUGGCCACGGCCCCCAGAUGCCACGGUGAGAGCCCUCCCGCCCUGCCCCCUGAGUCGUGGCUAAACCUGCCUCCAUCAGUGUUCAUAUUUAUGGCCAUGAACCGCCUCACCUGUGAGGGCACACGGAGCCACGGUCCAGCCGGGCCCCUGCCCCUGCCCCACCACCCCUCCCCGGCUCCCCCCACCUCUCCCGCUGUCCUCAACUCAACAGUAGGUGCUGCAGCUGCCAGCAGUGGCCCUGGCCCCAGGGAGGGGAUGGGGACACAGCCCAUAGGAGGGGCCCUGGGCAGGCUCUGGCUUCAUGGGGAACGAACUUUUGGGGUCAUUUUGUGUGGGUUUUUUUUUUUUUUUUUUAGUGUUUCAAAGAGGGGGAGGGAAGGGGGGACACAAGCCUUUCUUGCUGUCAGACCAAGAACUUAUUUGUACAAGUGUUUUUCAAUAAAACUUUUCCAAGGAGA
This is a messenger RNA of Oryctolagus cuniculus (rabbit), 1934 nucleotides long. It is a transcript of the gene SERPINH1, whose product is annotated as serpin family H member 1. The record is from RefSeq and is a predicted model, not a curated record. NCBI's taxonomy places the organism in Eukaryota, Metazoa, Chordata, Mammalia, Lagomorpha, Leporidae. Gene Ontology annotation, cellular component: endoplasmic reticulum. Gene Ontology annotation, molecular function: serine-type endopeptidase inhibitor activity; collagen binding. Gene Ontology annotation, biological process: negative regulation of endopeptidase activity; collagen fibril organization.